AUGGCUUGUAUUGAAGACAUCAUUAAAGCGAUUGAAUUGCACUGUUUGCCAAACGGACUGAAAACAAAUAGUUUAUUCAAGUUUAAGAAAUAUUUUCAACUUGAAGAAACCAAUCUCAUUAAACAUUAUUACUGCAAGUUUUGUGUUAGAGAACUUGUUAAUGAAAAUGACGAAUGUCCAUCGUGUUUGCCAAUAAUCAGCCAAUUACAAGAAAUGUACAAAAGACAGGAUUUCUAUGAGAGACUGCAAUUUAGAUUUCAAAGACCAAUUCCUCUUCCUGGUACCAUUACGGACAUUUAUGAUGGAGAACUAUACAGAGAAUGGUUUAACAACGGUUUCUUAUUUACCCCUAACAACAUAUCCUUCAGCUGGUAUACCGAUGGUAUACCCGUUUACAAAUCGUCGCAUAUAAGUAUAUGGCCAUUUUAUCUUACAAUUAAUGAGCUACCAUUUAAUGAACGAAAGAAAAGAGAGAAUACAUUGCUCUUAGGUUAUUGGUUCGAUGAUAAGAAGCCAUAUAUGAAUAAUUUUAUAUACAAGUUCCGAGAAGAGUUACAGCGUGUUGCUGAAUAA
Cotesia congregata is the source of this 573-nucleotide messenger RNA. NCBI's taxonomy places the organism in Eukaryota, Metazoa, Arthropoda, Insecta, Hymenoptera, Braconidae. The record is from the annotation of a GenBank genome assembly.